Messenger RNA from Saccostrea cuccullata (small rock oyster), 488 nucleotides. RefSeq lists its product as uncharacterized. Bases 78 to 488 code for a protein of 136 amino acids. NCBI's taxonomy places the organism in Eukaryota, Metazoa, Mollusca, Bivalvia, Ostreida, Ostreidae. The record is from RefSeq and is a predicted model, not a curated record. The transcript has 2 exons.
CUGGUCACGUGGCGGAAGUGUGGACUGGCCGAGAAUAUGAAAAACUGAUUGACUAGAAACUUUUGCGGGCUUUAGGAAUGUUUCAGGCUGUUUGUGGGACCAAUAUUUAUCCAAACAGUUCUCAGUCGGAGUACGCACUCCCAUAUCAUUCCGCCGGGGAAGGAGUACGACCAGGAAAUCAGGAUAUAUACCAAAUUGGAGAUGUUGGACCGGCCGGAUGUAUUGCUGCCUCACCUCAAGAUUUGGCGAAAUGGAUUCGAUUCAUGGCCUCUGGAGGAAAAACAGUGGAUGGAUAUCAAUUAAUUCAUCCAGAUGUUUUCAAGGAAAUCAUUGAACCACAAAUGUUAUUAGAUGCUUUUUCCAGAAAUCGAUUCCGUCUUGACGAGGAUUUUCCUGUGCAGGCCUCCGGGACCUGGUACGGUUACGGGUGGUAUGGCGGGUCAUAUAGAGGUUUGUGUGUACACGUCUUUUAUAUUUAUUUGCCAUAG